GUCACCACAGCGGGGUUCACACACAACACAGCUCAGAAAAGCAUCCUGCGUUGUAGCUAGCCCACCCUCUGUGAAACACACCGGUAUUACCACCACCAUUCACAUCUCCUUGUUGGGCCUGAUGGCCACUUCCACCCCGCCUUUUACCGCAUUGGGUGGCUCCACCUCCACUCGGGACUACCUCUACCGUGCCUUGUACCUUCGCAGGGAGUUGCUGAUUCUCGCCACGCAGAGGAGCAGCAACGACGCGGACCCUAGCAAGUCAGCGACAGGGGCGGAGCCGCCAUCGGCGUCCGACUCCUCUACCCUGAACCUCAAUGACAUCCUCCUCCUCCCUCCGCUCUACGGUGUCGAAGGUUUAACAGCGCCACCGGUGGACGGCGGCAGCACCCCCUCAGAUGAUCCGAUGCUGACGAUCGACCACGCUUGGAGAGGGCUCGUGCACAUCCGCGGCCCGUCCUCGCCGUGGUACCGCGGCUGCUUCGCCUUCCACGCGUACUUCCCCAGCCGCUACCCCUUCGAGCCGCCCAUCGUUGAAUUCACGACCCCGUUGCGCAGUCACCCCCUCGUGCAGGAGCGCCGUGCACUUCCGCAGGACCACGUCACAGCGGCGGACUUGCCCUCUGAGUUUCCGUCUCGCGUGGCCCCACAGAGCAGCGCCGUAACGAACACGUCGACGGCCCACUCCUCCUCCAUUGCUGGUCGGUGUGCCGCCAUCCCGUUUGAGGACGUCUACGCCGCCGUGGACCCGAUGCGCGUGUCCGUCAUGGCGGUGCUGCUGCAGCACGUCCUUCGUUUUUUUUACCCAGCGGAGUGGACGGCCGCGAUGGAGGCGGCCGCGACGAGCGCUGCGGCCGCGCGUGGGACGGGGCAGUCGGCCGCGGUGAAUCGGGUGGUGGCUCGCCGAGAUGUGGAGCGGCGCAGCGUGACGCAGGAGGUGGCGUUGGGUCGGCCCUUUGAGCAGUACGUUGGCGACGACGUUGCGCAGCACUUUUUGCAGCUGUGGGAUACGGCGGGUGCCGCCGGCGCGGUGGAUGCGACGGGGACGAUGGAGAGCAACGACGCCGACUGGUACACCCGCGAAGUUCUCCCGCACCUUCUGCACUCCUAA
Messenger RNA from Leptomonas pyrrhocoris, 1111 nucleotides. RefSeq lists its product as hypothetical. The transcript has a single exon. The coding region runs from base 122 to 1111 and encodes 329 amino acids. The record is from RefSeq and is a predicted model, not a curated record. Lineage: Eukaryota; Euglenozoa; Kinetoplastea; Trypanosomatida; Trypanosomatidae.